AUGUCCUCCUCUCGCAUCCUCCAAGACGACGAUUGGGUCGUCGGUGCUCCUUCCGAAAAAAAGUCUUCGCACAAACCUGUCUCUAGUCCUACUCCUCCUCCUUCAUCCUCGUUUUCCUCAGCUCGACUGACCAGGGCACCUCAAAAGCUAAACGGAAACAGCAGCAGCAGCAGCAACCACAACAAUAGCAACAGCCACGCCUACAUCAAAGGCACCUGCAACACAACCAGCGGCAACAGCAGCACCAACAUCAUGAAUAACGUCAUAAGGAGCUAUCCCUCCAGUCGAGAUACAAGACACGAAGCCUACGGGUUUUUUAGCACUGGCCAGAACACCCACCACUUUGAAUCGUACCUCUCACGCAAGGGACACCAGGACAUCCAACCAUUUCCUCAAGCAAGGUCAUCUACCGAGCGAGUCUCUGUCCCUUUGCCAGAAGGAACUGGGAAGGCUGCGGGAGUUUGGAAUGCUUUCAAUGGAUCGUACACUCAACAGGACUGGGCAAACUAUGCUCGCGGUCAAGCAGCACCUGGUGCCAAAAGGCCUACCAACAUAGCAUCAACAACAGCAGCAACAGCAACAGCAACAGCUCGAACGAAUGGACCUACUUCGACAGCGGUGGCUUCUCAUCAGGCACAGAAGCCGUCACUUUCGCCUUUGGCCAAGCCAUCCUCUGCCCAUGCCUCUGCUUCUUCUGCAGCUCGUCCCUCUUCUUCUUCUUCUUCUUCCUCUUCUUCAACCUCCAAGCCUUCAGCUGCUCCAAUGGCACCACCUCGCCCCCCUGCCCUUUUGAUCGAUCUGGAGUUCACCUCGAACACUCCUGUCACCCCUACCCUGAAUUCCAGUGUGUUGGCAGAUCUGAUGGACCUGGACUUUUCUCCUAUUACCCCCGCUACAACAACGACUACUGCGCCCAUUAUUGGUGCCGACAUUGGGACCGAGCCACCCAAGGAUUCAGCAGAGAAGGCCGCUGUGACUGCAGAGUCUACACUGAUUGACUUUUCGGACGCCUUCAGUGGCCCACCAGCCCUCAACGAAUCAAGAUGCCACUCCGCGUCGAGUGUGUCAUUUGGAGAUGCCAUUCACUCGGACGACCACAUGGCAGCGGGUGGAUACACUACCGGCAACACUGACUAUGACGACGAGGACAGCGACAGCGGCAGCGACAGUGGCAGCGACAGUGACAGCGACAGCAGCGAUGAUGACGACGACGAUCACCUCCAUCGCCAGUUUGGUGUUGACAAGAGCCUCCACAAUGACAAGGACGCGGAAUCUGAUGCCAAGGGUAUCUUUGUCGACUUUGCGACCUUGGCCAACCUCAGGACGGAGCUCUUGGACGCCAACGUCACCUGGGAGGACCUCUUGACACGGCUGAAGAGAGGCCACGCGUGA
Messenger RNA from Linnemannia hyalina, 1392 nucleotides. The record is from the annotation of a GenBank genome assembly. NCBI's taxonomy places the organism in Eukaryota, Fungi, Mortierellomycota, Mortierellomycetes, Mortierellales, Mortierellaceae.